GUGUGUGUGUGUGUGUGUGUGUGUGUGUAAGGAGACGCGCCGGUGUUCCAUUCACCCGGUGCCUCCCGGUUGUUAAUUAUCUGCCCACGCCGCUCCGCGCCGCUCUGUGAACGCAGAGAAAUGUUUCCGCCUGUUUGUCAUUUCUGCUCCAUUGGCUGCUGGACGUAGACGCAUCUGAUCGCCGCCCAAGUUUCCAGCGUGUUUCCGUGUUUUUGUCAGCGCUCCGGGUCAGAUGCCGUUGAUUUUUUUUAAGGAUUAAUAAUAUCCUUUAAGGAGAAGCGCCCCGACGAUCGUUUAAGGCGCAGCGCGUGUCAUGCUGGCAGCAGCCGGGCUGGAGGUCGGCGGAUCCUAGUUGGACUGAUCCCUGAGAAGACACACCAACUGAGCAAGCGACUGUCCGUCCACGCGCGCGUCUCUUUCUCUUCGUCUUGGACACAUCUUGGACAGGCUCUCCGAGUGCCAUGUCCACACGAAAGCCAUCGCUAACGGACAAGCAGGCUAAAAACGGCACGUCAAAAUAUGUGUUGGAGAGAUGCGCCUCAAUUAACGAGUAUUAUGAUAUUGCCUUCAAGGUGAUGCUGCUUGGAGACUCUGCAGUGGGGAAAACGUGCGUCCUGGUGCGAUUCAAAGAUGGGGCGUUUCUCGGAGGCAACUUCAUAGCCACCGUUGGAAUAGACUUUAGGAAUAAAGUGGUGGACGUGGACAACCUGAAAGUGAAACUCCAGAUUUGGGACACAGCCGGCCAGGAGAGGUUCCGCAGCGUAACGCACGCCUACUACAGAGAUGCUCAGGCGUUACUUCUACUUUACGACAUCACCAACAAGCCAUCAUUCGACAAUAUCAGAGCUUGGCUGACUGAAAUACACGAGUAUGCCCAGAGGGAUGUGGUCAUCAUGUUGCUCGGCAACAAGUCAGACAUGGCUGCAGAGAGGGUGGUGAAGAUGGAGGAUGGCGAGAAACUGGCUAAGGAAUAUGGAGUACCGUUCAUGGAGACCAGUGCCAAGACGGGAGGGAAUGUGGAGCUGGCUUUCCUCGCUAUAGCAAAGGAGCUGAAGCAUAGAGCGACGCAGCAGCCAAACGAGCCCAAGUUCAAGAUUCAUGACUACAUCGAGUCUCAGAAGCAAAAGUCUGGCUGCUGCAGCCUCGGCUAGCGGAUGCUGAACAACAGGCAGAGAGGGGCGCGCGCGCGCGUACACACACACACACACACACACACACACACACACACACACACACACACACACACACACACACACACACACACACACACACACACACACACACACACACACACACACACACACACACACACACACACACACACACACACACACACACACACACACACACACACACACACAGAGAGAGAGAGAGAUGUUGCUCUCUUUUAUGAAAGCCAGUCCAAGCACCAAACCCUCAGAGGUGGGAAUCCUCCACUUCUCCACAGAGCUUUUCUUUUUUUUCUGUUUAUUUGGGCUGAAUGAAAGUGAAUCUGGAUUGGCUGCCAUCCCUUUGCUGAAAUGUGAAUUUAAAUUGUGUACUUUGUAGAAAUGUGUGUGAUCUUUGUGGUGACAGCUGUGUCAAAGUCAGGAGCCAGAAUCUGAAAUGCUAUACUCGUCUACAGGUGCAGGAGGAACAGUCGGCCCUGGAUGAGCGUGGGUUUUUAUAAGAUGUGGAUGUAGCAUUUUAAAGCCAUGAAGCUCCGACUUUCACCAGACUGUGAGCUGAAGCCCUUCUUGGCCUUCAUCUUUAAUCCUUGUGUGAGAAGCGGAGUUCAGUCUCACAGUCUGAUUGUAGCUAAAUGGGCGUGUCUGUACUGCUGUUAGAUAGAAUAAAGCCAAUAUUUGGAGGGCAGUGGUCCACCGUGUCUUUGUACAUUCACUCCAUGGUCUUCUCAUGUAUCUGCUGCAGGAUCAUCCCUGUGCAAACAGAAAAAAAAGUACUUUUUAAUUCAUAAAUUUCCCAACAUGCAGUUUGAAUCGACCCAUCCACAUACACACACACGUUCCCAAGUUGUCUUCUGAUAUUGGAUGUUGUAUUUGUUGUGUAAUUCAUUUCUUUGUAAGAUGUUCAUUAUGGAUGUUUAGUCUCAUCUGUUGUUCUGAGGCACCAAAAUGAUCACAAAGUGCCAUUUAAGUGCUUUGUUAUCAUACUAUAUAUAAAGUAUAUUUUGUAAUGUA
Nothobranchius furzeri (turquoise killifish) is the source of this 2180-nucleotide messenger RNA. RefSeq names its product ras-related protein Rab-37. The record is from RefSeq and is a predicted model, not a curated record. Gene Ontology annotation, biological process: regulation of exocytosis. NCBI's taxonomy places the organism in Eukaryota, Metazoa, Chordata, Actinopteri, Cyprinodontiformes, Nothobranchiidae. Gene Ontology annotation, molecular function: GTP binding; GTPase activity.